CACAUGUGCUACAACGAGAUAAACACACUGCUAUAAAAGCAGCACAACUGACCAUAUUGUGUCCGGACAGGUGAACACAGUGGGCAGUAUGAUGAUCUUAUUGUUAGCUCUUCUGGGUGCUGCAGUGGCAGCACCGCUGGAUGAUAAGAUAGUUGGUGGUUAUGAAUGUAAGGCUCACUCUCAGCCUUGGCAGGUCUCUUUGAACAUUGGAUAUCAUUUCUGUGGUGGUUCCCUCAUCAAUGACCAGUGGGUCAUCUCUGCUGCUCACUGCUGGAUUAAUCCCUAUAGUCAGAUAGUUAUCCUGGGUGAGCACCACAUCUGGGAGUAUGAAGGCACGGAGCAGUACAUGGCUGUGGAUGCCAUCUACUGGCACCAGAGCUAUGACUACCAGACGAUGGACUAUGACAUCAUGCUGUUGAAGUUAGCCCACCCUGUAACGAUAAAUGAGUUUGUGAAGCCUGUUGCUCUGCCCACGACAUGCCCCACUCCUGGGGAGAUGUGUACGGUGUCUGGCUGGGGUAACAUCUACUCAGACUCAGUGUUCAACCCGUUUCACCUCCAGUGUGUCGAGGUUCCCAUUCUCUCUCAAGAAGUGUGUGAGAACUCAUAUCCAGGAAUGAUCACAAAGAACAUGGUCUGUGCUGGAUAUCUGGAGGGAGGCAAGGAUGCCUGCCAGGGUGACUCUGGAGGUCCUUUGGUGUGUAACCGUGUGCUGCAUGGUAUUGUAUCCUGGGGUUAUGGCUGUGCUCAACCUGAUCAUCCUGGUGUCUACACUAAAGUGUGCGCGCUGCUGCCAUGGAUCAAUGACAUUCUUAACAGCUAUUAGUUCUGCAGACAACCAAACUGGUCAUCUCCAUUAAGACUGCACAGAAAUAAUACAUCUCUUAGACUCCUGUACUAAAUAAACAGUAAAAAAAAAACUGAAUAAGAACAAAUAAAAAUGCAUAUAGAA
Molecule: messenger RNA, 952 nt
Organism: Ictalurus furcatus (blue catfish)
Lineage: Eukaryota; Metazoa; Chordata; Actinopteri; Siluriformes; Ictaluridae
Product: trypsin-2
Exons: 5
Coding region: 89-826 (245 amino acids)
Biological process (GO): proteolysis
Molecular function (GO): serine-type endopeptidase activity
Source: RefSeq, a predicted model, not a curated record